GGUCUCAUAACGCGUGAGUUGUAGUAUUCUCUAACUGUAUCUAUGCCGGUAUUUAUGAUUAUCGCUGGCUUACUGUUGAUUUAAUCUUUGUUUAUUACUAAGCAAAAUAUAUAAAGUUCUCACGAAGUAGUAAUCAAAAGGAAGAAAAAAACAAACUAGGAACUAGUAUAGCCUGCAGACAGUUGUUCGUUUUGUUUGUUGUGGUUGUGUAGUGUUCCACAAUGAAAGCGGUAAUUCAACGAGUUAUUCGUUCCAGUGUUUCUGUUGAAGAUGAAGUAAUCAGUUCAAUUGGGAGAGGCUUGUGCGUUUUUAUUGGCAUAUCCAGAGACGAUACCAAGAAAGAUAUGGAGUUCAUAGCGCGGAAGAUCCUGAGCUUGCGGCUGUUCGAGGACGCCACGGGCAGGAAGUGGGGGGCAGGGGCCAAGGACAGGCGCCUGGAGGUCCUGUGCGUCAGCCAGUUCACGCUCUGCUCCGCGCUCAAAGGGAACAAGCUGGACUUCCACGAUGCGAUGCCCUCCGACCGGUCGCAGCAGUUCUACGACGAGUUCCUGGCGUUGCUGAGGAGCAACUACGAGGCGGACCUGGUCAAAGAUGGUAAGUUUGGGGCUUACAUGGAGGUAAACAUAGUAAACGACGGUCCAGUGACAGUCGAAAUUGAAUCUCCUCGACGCAACAAACCAGCUGAUCAACAGGAAGAUUAAAGUCUGAUCACGUCUGUUUGAACUUUAUAAGUUAAAACCUAUUGUCUUUUGUGUAAACCCUUUAAGAAUUGUAGCAAUGCCUGAACUACGGAAGAGAAAAUUCAGUGACAGCAAAGACGAAUCCCCGGACUCAGAAAGUGAGUCAAAACUCGAAGAUGGCGACUCCGAAGACAAGUCACCAGACGAGAAAGGGGACAGUAAGUUUCCCACAGUAGUCCCUAAGGGAACAGAUAAGAUACCAAAGGUCUUGGAUCCAUAUUUGCAGCGUCUGUCAUCACGAUGGAGGAAUUGGGUGGUGCGUGGCAUUUUCACAGUCUUCAUGAUCACUGGUUUCUGUUUUGUGAUAUACCAGGGACCUCUAGCUCUGAUGAUGAUCACGCUGAUAAUCCAAGUGAAGUGCUACCAGGAGAUAAUCGAUAUUGGCUACACUGUGUAUCGCAUACAUGGCCUGCCAUGGUUUCGCUCCUUGUCCUGGUAUUUUCUUCUGACCACCAACUACUUCUGUUAUGGAGAGAGUUUAAUAGAUUAUUUUAGUGUCCUGAUCAAUCGAGUUAACUAUCUUCAGUUCCUAGUGGUUCACCACAGGUUCAUCUCAUUCUUCUUGUAUCUGAUUGGCUUCAUCUGGUUUGUGCUGUCUCUGGUGAAGAAAUAUUACAUGAAGCAGUUCUCGCUUUUUGCCUGGACUCACGUUGCCCUGUUUAUCAUUGUGACAGAGAGCUACCUUAUAAUUCAAAACUUGUUUGAGGGCCUCAUUUGGUUCCUCGUGCCAGUUUCCAUGGUCAUAUGCAACGACAUGAUGGCGUAUGUUUUUGGAUUUUUCUUUGGCAGAACACCGCUUAUCAAACUUUCACCAAAGAAGACGUGGGAAGGGUUUAUCGGGGGAGGAAUCUCGACCAUCAUAUUUGGGUUGGUGAUGUCUUACAUCAUGUGCCAGUUCAAGUUUUUCAUCUGCCCAAUCGAGUACAAUGAGACUCUGGAGCAAAUGACCCUAGAUUGUGAGCCUUCGCCACUGUUUCAGCUACAGGAGUACUCUCUACCUUGGGGGUUGUUUGGUGUCAAGUCGGUACGAUUGUAUCCGUUCCUUCUCCAUUCCCUCGCGAUGUCUAUGUUCAGUUCCAUCAUCGGUCCGUUUGGCGGGUUUUUUGCCAGCGGUUUUAAGAGGGCGUUCAAGAUCAAGGAUUUUGGUGAUGUCAUCCCGGGCCACGGAGGAAUAGUCGAUCGCUUUGACUGUCAGUUCUUGAUGGCCACGUUUGUCAAUGUCUACAUAACCAGCUUCAUUCGAGUGCCCUCCCCGCAGAAGUUGCUGCAGAAUGUGUACAGUCUCAAACCUGAGAACCAGGUGCAGUUCUUCAUGACCCUUAAGGAGUCUCUUGAAAGUCGUGGCUUGCUGUAUCCACAGUGAUGCUGUCAAACGCUUGUGGAGUAAGUGUUCUUUUUUGGAACUUUACUUGUUUUUUUGUUGUUGUUACAUUCCACAUAUGCACUAUUAAAAAAUGUGUUGUGCCUUCCUGAAUUUUAUAACAGUUAAACAUAUACUAUAUAUUUUACCAGAUAUACUUGCACAAAUAGAUUGAUUUUUUAUUGUGUUCACCAAAGUUCUUAAUUAUAUUGAAUCUGAGUAGGUGUGUAUAGUUUAUAGUUAUGUAAUUUUUAAAAAAAAAAUUGUAAUUUAUAAUUUUGUUGUCACUAAGUUGUUGUUGUUGUUGUUGUUAUAAGUGUGUUGAUUUGUGGAUUUGUGAAUGCUUUUGCAAUUAUAAUAUAAAGUGGAUUUUACAUUGACACUGCUUGUGCCUCUAGGUUAAAUUUAAAACUUUGACUAACGUCAGUGUAAUUGGUUAGUAGUUACAUUUUGAAGAGAAUGUCUAGGAAAAAAUGGGGAUGUUUGCAGUAAAGUUGGCAUUCUUUAAUUCAACAUUCUUUGGUUCUGCCAAUUCUGUUAUCCAGCAGCGCCGAUAGUGCCACACACAUUUGAAUUUUUUUGCCAGUGGACUCGUUUUUUAUAGUGGGUUACAUAUAACAUUUACACAAUUUAGCAACUGUGUAGAAUGUACAGCCAUAGAAUAGCUAAUUACGUGUUUCAAAUAUUGUUUUGUACUGUAUGGUAUAUUUUUUGGUGUUUUCUUAAAAAAUAUAUGGACAUUCAAUAAUCUGGCAAAAUCGGUUAUGCUGGAUUUAAGAGCCUUUACUUUAGUAGGCUCUACAGCCAACAGUUGGAGAAAAGUCUCAAUUCAAAUAUUGCUAUUUUAAAUGUUAAUUAAAUUAUUAUUGUGUAAAGUGGUUCAUGAUUUUCUUUUUUCUUGUGAAAUAAUGUAACAUGUAGUACCUCUGUAGCAUUUUCACAUUCAAAUACUGUUUCCUUGUAUAUGAAGCUUCACUUUUACUUUGGUUAACUAUUUAGUUUUUUAAGCAUAAUGUGCAAUUUACUGUUACUUUUGUUCACAAAAAAAAAGAAAGCAAUUAUUCUUUCAGUCCCACCCAAACCUGCGAGCAAUAAAUCAAAGCUUGACUCUGAGAGCUAAAAUUCUU
This is a messenger RNA of Bacillus rossius redtenbacheri, 3227 nucleotides long. It is a transcript of the gene Dtd, whose product is annotated as D-aminoacyl-tRNA deacylase 1. The coding region runs from base 222 to 701 and encodes 159 amino acids. The transcript has 4 exons. Gene Ontology annotation, cellular component: cytoplasm. The record is from RefSeq and is a predicted model, not a curated record. Lineage: Eukaryota; Metazoa; Arthropoda; Insecta; Phasmatodea; Bacillidae. Gene Ontology annotation, biological process: tRNA metabolic process. Gene Ontology annotation, molecular function: D-tyrosyl-tRNA(Tyr) deacylase activity.